Messenger RNA from Ustilaginoidea virens, 1149 nucleotides. RefSeq lists its product as uncharacterized. NCBI's taxonomy places the organism in Eukaryota, Fungi, Ascomycota, Sordariomycetes, Hypocreales, Clavicipitaceae. The record is from RefSeq and is a predicted model, not a curated record. Gene Ontology annotation, molecular function: ATP hydrolysis activity; DNA binding; ATP binding. The transcript has 4 exons. Bases 1 to 1149 code for a protein of 382 amino acids. Gene Ontology annotation, biological process: DNA-templated DNA replication; DNA repair. Gene Ontology annotation, cellular component: nucleus; DNA replication factor C complex.
AUGGCUAGUUUCUUCGACCUUAAAGCCCGAAAGGCUACCGCGGCGACUACUGGAUCUUCGGAACAAAAGAACCAGAAACCGGUUGAACCCAGGAACCAGCCAUGGGUCGAGAAAUAUCGACCCAAGAGCCUGGACGAUGUCACGGCACAGGAUCACACUGUUACUGUUUUACAGCGCACAUUACAAGCAUCCAACCUGCCUCACAUGCUUUUCUACGGCCCUCCUGGAACCGGCAAAACGUCGACGGUUCUAGCUUUAGCCAAGCAGCUUUUUGGACCGGACAUGAUGAAGUCUCGCGUCCUUGAAUUAAACGCCUCUGAUGAGCGAGGUAUUUCUAUCGUCCGAGAAAAGGUCAAGAACUUUGCACGCAUGCAAUUGACGAAUCCCAUGCCGGGAUACAAGCAAAAGUACCCGUGCCCUCCGUUUAAAAUCAUUAUUCUCGACGAAGCUGAUUCCAUGACACAAGACGCUCAAAGCGCAUUGCGACGGACGAUGGAAACGUAUAGCAAAAUCACCCGCUUCUGCUUGAUAUGCAACUAUGUAACACGCAUCAUCGAUCCUCUGGCCAGUCGUUGCAGCAAGUUCCGCUUCAAACCCCUUGACCAAAGCAACGCCAAAAAGAGGCUGGAAGACAUUGCGACUGCGGAACGGGUUACACUGGACGAAGGUGUCCUGGACGCCCUGAUACGCUGCAGCGACGGCGAUUUGCGGAAAGCCAUUACUUUUCUGCAGAGCGCUUCGCGACUGGUAGGCGCUGCCGCCCCUAGUAAGGAUAGUGAUGGCGACGAGGAGAUGCAUGCCGACAAGAGACCUGUGACCGUCAAAGUGGUAGAAGACAUUGCCGGUGUCAUCCCCCAACAAACGGUUCUUGAACUGGCUGAUGCUAUGCGUCCGCGUGGGGCUGGUCAAACGUAUCGCUCCGUGUCGAAGAUUGUGGAGGAUAUGGUUGCUGAUGGCUGGAGUGCAACACAAGUUGUCUUUCAGCUCUAUCAGCAUUUAACAGCAGACGAGACUAUAUCAGAUGCACACAAGAACAAAAUCAUCAUAACUUUUUCCGAGGUUGACAAGAGGCUUGUUGACGGCGCAGAUGAACAUCUAUCAAUACUGGAUCUAGCAAUGAGAAUAUCGGCCACCCUGGCUCUCAAGUAA